Molecule: messenger RNA, 1732 nt
Organism: Paramecium sonneborni
Lineage: Eukaryota; Ciliophora; Oligohymenophorea; Peniculida; Parameciidae
Source: the annotation of a GenBank genome assembly
AUGGCAAUAACUGAUAAACUUUGUUUUGGAAUCUCAAUAGCAGUAUUAGUCAUAUAUGUAAGCUUAUUUGGUAUUUCAAACAUUCUUGGUUAUGGUCCCAUAAAUUAACCAUUAAGCAAUGGAAGUAUAUUUAUAGGCCAUUGUUAGAAUAAUGUAAUUUAAUAUACUUUCCGGAUCCAAAAGAUAUUUCAAAGAGUCUUUGUUUAGAAGAAUGUCCAAAGACUGGUGAUACAAAAUUACAAUGUGAUAAUUGUUCAGGUAACAUUGUUAAUACAGAGGAAUGUAAUAUAUUUUAUUAUUUAUCUAGAUAAUCAUGGAUGCUUACCUACAUUAUAUUCUUAAUUAUCAAAAGUUAUGCCUGCUUUGGAAACUCCAACUCUUAAUAACUUUACUUAAUCUUUAAUAUCAAACAGUGAAUUUCUGUUUACAGGGCUUCUGUUACUCUUAGCCUUCCUCUAUUUAAGUUAAAGAGUUACUAGGUAAUAUUUUUCACUUAUAAUUUCAUUCUAAACUAAAUUCUAUCCAUAUGGUUUAUUAUGGUUAUCAAUUAUUAUGGCAUAUCGUUUGUAAAAUUUUAAUGAUAUGGACAAACUUGAAAGAGCAGGAGAAUCAAGAUAAUUAAAUUAAUAAUCAAUUGAAAUCAUAGUUGAAGCCCUUAAUCAUAAAUCUACCUAUACUAUAUUUUUAUUGAUCUUAGUCAUAUUAUUUAUAGGAUCUGUUAUUCAUUAAAGUUUCUCUUAAAAUAAUAAAGAGGAUUAUAGAUUAAAAAGUUACAUAUCUUUGUUAUUAAGAAAGAAACUUGAAAAAUACACAUUUACAUAUAAUUCUAUAAUAUAAGUUCUUGUAAUAGUUAACUUUUUAAUAUUUUACUAUUUGAUCACGUAUAAAUUAUUUAUAAUUAUAGUGCAGCAUUGAGCAUAGGUUCAAUUAACACUUCUAAACCUGCUUUUAGUCAAUUUUAACCAUCUAUCUUAGGAAUCAUUUUAGCAAUUUUGGCAUUUUGUUUUUUUGUUUAUGUAUCUAAAAUAUUAAGAUUGUAUACUAAUUAUUUUAUAUACAUUUUUACAUUAAAACAAUUACUAUGGGAGUAAGAGGAAAGUAUAUAAAUUUCAAAGUAAGUAUUUUAUUAAUUUAGAAAUUCAUUUCAAACUUUUGGAACAAUCUCUUUAUUAGCUUUUAAAUAGAUUAUUAAUUCACCAAAAAGUAUAGGAAUUAAAUUAAUGAAUUUAAUUAAAAAGCCACAAAUAGCUCAAAAAUGGGAGAAUGACUUAUCGUUAUUAACUUCACUAACAAUAGGUCGUUAGGUAUUUUACUUGACUUAAAAUUAAUUAAAUAAUUAAGCAAUUGCUUCUUAUGAAUUAUAAGAGAGCAUAGAUGCUUUACAUAUUUAAGAUUUAGAUAUUAUUUUUUCAUUAUGUAAAGAAUACUUAAUAUAUUAAUAUUAGAUUAAUAAGCUGAAACCAUUCUUAGAUAUUCUGGAUGGUCAAUGGGAUGUUUAAUUGGAUUGGUUAAUUCACUUUUUGGUUGUGGUUUCUCCACUAUUUUACUUAUGAUUCCAUUAUCUUGUGAUCUCAAUUAUGUGAUCAGUGCAUAAAUUAUUAAAGGAUUCUUUCCUUUUGGAUUAAUUGAAGAUAAUUAAGAUGAUGUCAAAUUGAUGAAAUAUUAUAAGACAAUCAUCUUGAUUGAGAAAGAAGAAUUAUUGUCAAAAAAAAUAAAAUUAUAAUAAAAUUGA